AACUUGAAACCUUCCAUCUCAUCCCAUUUUUGCAGUAAACACAAAUUUCAACACAUUACGACAAGUUUCACAAUGGCAGACUUCAAGCCCGUUUAUACCAAGGAUGCUGCUUUUCCAGCAGGACCUUAUUCUCAAGCCAUCGCCACACCCUCCACAAUCUACUGCUCCGGCCAAAUUCCCUGUGACAGUGCCGGCAAGAUCCUAACACUCGAAUCCUCAAACAUCUCCGCCAUGACCGAGCUCUGCAUCCAGAAUCUGACCGCCGUAUUGAAAGCCGCUGGCUCUGGUAUCGAGAAGGUCGUCAAGGUCAACGUGUUCUUGACUACUAUGGAUAAUUUCGCGGAGAUGAAUGCUACGUAUGAGAAGUUCUUCACCCAUAAGCCGGCCAGGAGCUGUGUUGCUGUUUAUCAGUUGCCGAAGGGAGUGCCGAUUGAGAUUGAGUGCAUUGCUUUGGCAUGAAUCGUCAAUACGCAGGUUUAGCAAGUUGAAGGGGGCUGUGGCCAUUUCAUCGAGGCCUUUGAGGUUGGGUUGAUGGAGAUGAAAAUGUCUGAUGACAAGAGAAAAGCAAAUAGAAUUCUUAAGGACUCUGUUCCUUUACAUCCCUGCC
Molecule: messenger RNA, 607 nt
Organism: Mollisia scopiformis
Lineage: Eukaryota; Fungi; Ascomycota; Leotiomycetes; Helotiales; Mollisiaceae
Product: YjgF-like protein
Exons: 3
Coding region: 73-459 (128 amino acids)
Cellular component (GO): cytosol; mitochondrion
Molecular function (GO): deaminase activity
Source: RefSeq, a predicted model, not a curated record